This is a messenger RNA of Lontra canadensis (Northern American river otter), 1170 nucleotides long. It is a transcript of the gene C1QTNF12, whose product is annotated as C1q and TNF related 12. The record is from RefSeq and is a predicted model, not a curated record. The coding region runs from base 154 to 1077 and encodes 307 amino acids. Gene Ontology annotation, molecular function: hormone activity. NCBI's taxonomy places the organism in Eukaryota, Metazoa, Chordata, Mammalia, Carnivora, Mustelidae. Gene Ontology annotation, biological process: positive regulation of insulin receptor signaling pathway; negative regulation of gluconeogenesis; positive regulation of D-glucose import across plasma membrane. The transcript is spliced from 8 exons.
CUGCACGUGCAGGGAGGUGGCGAGGUGCCCCCGGGGGCUGUGUCUCCGCAGGGGGGCCCUGAGUGCCGGCUGCACCGCUGCCCCCAUGAGCACACCUGGGGGUACCCGCUCACCGGGCUGAGCCGCCACUGGGGUCUGGAGCUGCCGGGCACCAUGCACUGGGCUUGGGCGGCCGCUGCUGUGGCCCUCGGGCUGCAGCUCUUGCUCCUGGGGGCCGUUGGGGCGCGGCGGGAGCCCAAGAGGCCUCAGCAGCCCAGCCAGCGCACUGAGCCCCCCACCGCCACCACGUCCCACAGCGAGGGGCUGCUGGGCUCCCCCAAGCCACCUGAGGGCCUGGGGUCUGAGUUCUCAGACGCCCACACGACCUGGCUGAACUUUGUCCGCCGUCCACAUGACGGGGCCUCCAAGAAACGGUGCCGGGGCCGGGACCAGAAGUCGCGAGGCCUCUCUGGCCCCCCUGGGCCUCCCGGGCCGCCCGGGCCCCCCGGGCCCCCCGGUGCCACAGUCACCCAGGAAGCCCUGCUGCGAGAGUUUCAGGAGAUGCUGAAAGAGGCCACUGAGCGCCGGUUCUUGGGGCUGCUCGGCCCAUCGCUGCCUGAGGGGACAGGGCGGCUGGUGGCCGAGGCCUUCCACUGCGCCCUGAAGGGCCCCCUGGUGGUGGACGAGAAGACGCUGGUGGAGCUGCAUGGCUUCCAGGCUCCCACGGCCCAGGGCGCCUUCCUGCGGGGGUCUGGCUUGAGCCUGGCCUCAGGCCGGUUCACAGCCCCAUUGACCGCCAUCUUCCAGUUCUCCGCCAGCCUGCACGUGGACCGCAGGGAGCCGCAGGGCAGGGCGCGGGCGCGGGCUCGCGACACCGUGCGGGUGCUUGUCUGCAUCGAGUCCCUGUGUCAUCGACACACGUCCCUGGAGGCCAUCUCGGGCCUGGAGAGCCGAGGCAGAGUCUUCACUGUGCACGUGGAGGGGCUGCUGCAGCUGCAGGCUGGACAGUACGCCUCCGUCUUCGUGGACAACGGCUCUGGGACAACCCUCACCAUCCAGAGUGGCUCCAGCUUCUCCGGCCUGCUCCUGGGCACGUGAGGGCCAGACAGGGGGCCCACGGGGCCCACCCACCCCCCACUGUCCACUGUUAAACCUGUGGUCCCAGCAAUAAAGAGCUCUCAGCCCUCCCUG